AUGAGAUGUAAAACAUAUGAUAACUAUGACUCUUUUAAAACAUUAUAAUCACCUCGUCUUCAUCCAUUUCGAUAACAUAAGAGUUCUAAAUCAGAGGAUAUAGAUAUGCUACAAUUUUAGAAUAUGAAUUACUCUUCAGUUCAUGAAGUAUCUCUAAAUAAUGAUUAAAAUGAAUUGAUUAAGAAAUAUGAAGAAUAAAUACAAAAAUUACAACAUUAAGUAGAAGUACUUGAAAAAAUGAUAGGAAAUUAUACUAAUAUAUAACGACUAUAUACAUUUGUGUCAUAAGUCUUUAAUGAAAUAGGAUUAAUUAAUAAAGAAAAUAUAUUUGAACCAAAAUUACAUUCACUUUGUUUGAUCUAAAUAAAUGAAUAGAAAUAGAAACUAAAGGAACAAAAUAAAUUUAUUUCGUGUUUAAAAGAUUUAGUAGUUUCAUGUUCACCUCCUGAUUAUUUUUCUGCAGAUUAAUUGCCUAAUCUUAAAUAAAUUUGGAGAUGCAUAAAAGUGAUGUUAGCUGAAUGUAUUGAAAAUAAAAGAAUAAAUUAAGAAUAGCAAGUAUAUUAUGCACAUAUAAUAAGCAAUUAAUAUCGUAGUUAACAAAAGGAAUGAUGUCUUAGUCAUAAAAAUAAAUGAUGCAAACUCUAACUAGAAAUAAAUUAAAUUGA
Molecule: messenger RNA, 665 nt
Organism: Paramecium primaurelia
Lineage: Eukaryota; Ciliophora; Oligohymenophorea; Peniculida; Parameciidae
Source: the annotation of a GenBank genome assembly